Molecule: messenger RNA, 783 nt
Organism: Eimeria maxima
Lineage: Eukaryota; Apicomplexa; Conoidasida; Eucoccidiorida; Eimeriidae
Exons: 2
Coding region: 1-783 (260 amino acids)
Source: RefSeq, a predicted model, not a curated record
AUGGAAGCCAAAUAUGACGGCAAUGCUCCUCCGGGGGGGACCCCUAAGGAAAGGCCCUCGCGGGAGCGGAGCAGUUCUGCUGCUGCUGCUGGUGCAGCAGCAGCAGCGGCCGCAGCCGCAGCAGCAGGGGUGACCGCUGGACCUGCAGCAGCAGCAGCAGAUGCAACAAAAUCGACAGUCGGAGCUGUUGAGACUCUGUCAGCAGCAGCAGGAGUUGCCGCUGCUGCUGCUGCUGCUGUGGGGUCUCCCUUAUCCCCAGCAGCAGAUGGGAUGCCUGAUGCUGUUGCCCCCGUUGCUGCUGCAACGCCAGCAGCAGAAAAAAUAACAGCAGCAGAAACAUCGGCAGCAACAGCAGCAGUAGAGGCAGCAGCAGCAACAGAAGCAGCACAAAAAGAAGGUACAAUUGUACAGAGUGCAGCAGCAGAACCAGCUGCAGCAGUAGCAGCAGCUGCGUCAGCAGCAGCAGCACAGGAAUUGUUUUUAGUAGAUAAAGACGUAUCGUCGGUUGUCGUGGAGGACGAAGCAGCAGCAGCAGCAGGAACAGCAGCAGCAGCUGCUGCUGAAGAAGAAGCUGCUGCUGCUGCUGAUGCGUUGUCUGGCGCAUGCAUUGACCCUGCUGAUCUUUGUAGGGUUUUCUUUGAGCAGGUGCAGCAGCUGCAGCAGCCAGAUGAUGCAGCAGCACUAGAUACAGAAACUGCAGCAGCAGCAGCAGCAGCAGCAGAAACAGCAGCAGAAGCAGCAACAGGACAAAGGGACAUCCGUGAUAGGUUUACGAUAUGUUAA